CGCCCAGCCACACUACCAAGCCACACUGGUGGCGCAGGUUGGGGAGAUGGAACUCCACCAUGUGUCGGGAGGCGCCCAUGCACGCGGGAGGCUCAGCAGCGACUAAAGGAACAGGAGAACAAUGUGUCUCUUUGAGGCUUUGAAACAUUCUAUCUGGCCGGUAUAAAGUAUUUCACGGGAUCCCGUUUGCCCACUCUUCUCUUCUUGCAUCCAGAACUCUCCAAACCUCUACCAAAGAACCAAAUCAUUAUUUGUCGAUCUAGCACCAUUAAACAUCAUUCGACCUCGACUAUUUUCACGAGCACCCCGCAUCCUACCAAUCAGAGCAAAGUAGCCAAACCAACCACAAUGGCCUACGCAUACUACCUCUCCAACCACCGCGAGCGUGAACGCUCUUACGACGACGAAGACCCAUACUACUCUCGUCCGCUUGUUCGCCGCAACUCCAAGCGCCAGCGCGUCAGUAUCUACGACGACGAUGACGAGUACGAUGACUACCCAUACCCGUCUUCCACCAAACCAGCCAAACCCUCUCGCUCCUUGACAAUCCGCCAACCAACCCAACUCGAGAAAUACAACGUCUGGUCCGAACCCGUAUCGCACUCGCGCUCACACUCACGUCAUGACCACCACCACGAGUCAGACGACCACAGCCAGUACAAGUAUACGCGAAAGACUUAUGUAACCCGGCCAUCCGAGACUCUGAGCGAUGAUGAGUCUCGCUUCCAACUCAAAGCCAAGAUGACGAUUCGCCGGCCGACGAGCUCUCAUUCUUCGAAGGAGCUCGCGAUGGCUUGGUCUGGGGAUAUGUUCAAGCGGAAGGAGAAGUGGGUUGAUGAGGAUUGGGAGAGAAAGGAGAGGGAGCGCAGGGAUAGCUUUUGGGAUGAUGAGCCCAGGUUGAAGGAGAGGACUAUUAGGUAUAGGAAGGUUAAGAGGACGAGGACUGAUGAGUGGAAGCCUUUGAAUGGGUUUAGGCACUUUUGAGUGGGUGGAGAAGGGAUUUAGAAUGUAACACUAUGGGUGCAUGGAUAUGGUGCGGAAUGGUAGACUGGUAGGAUUUGGUUUAGUUUGCUGUCGAUCGAUUAAGGCGUUUGGGAUGUUGUUUUUGUCUGUUCUUAUCGUAUGCAUUGUCCUUUAGCUUUUUAUAUGGGGAAGGGAGAUAACAGAUACCCGAGAUCGACAGUAACGAAUUAUAGAAAUUGUUAUAGCGCAC
Lindgomyces ingoldianus is the source of this 1213-nucleotide messenger RNA. RefSeq lists its product as uncharacterized. The record is from RefSeq and is a predicted model, not a curated record. The transcript has a single exon. Lineage: Eukaryota; Fungi; Ascomycota; Dothideomycetes; Pleosporales; Lindgomycetaceae. Bases 349 to 984 code for a protein of 211 amino acids.